AUGACGGAAGAGCAGCUCGAUUCGGCGUUGGACUUGGUACGUCGCUUGCCGCCGCAGCAUUGCGAGGCAAACUUGGCGCGGCUCAUCGAGCUGCUUCCGGAACUGCAAGAAGACCUUCUUUCUUCCGUCGAUCAGCCGCUGAAAGUCGGAAUCGACAAGAAGCUCGGCAAAGAAUAUCUUCUCUGCGACUACAACCGCGAUGGUGAUUCAUAUAGAUCGCCUUGGAGCGGGCUGUACGACCCACCGUUGGAGGAAGGAGUGAUGCCGAGUGAGAACUUGCGGAAGUUGGAAAUCGCCUUAAAUGCUGCUUUCGAACACUACAGGGACAUGUACUUCGAAGGAGGCGUCAGCUCUGCGUACCUGUGGCAACUGGAGCACGGCUUUGCGGGAGUAAUUCUCUUAAAGAAGGUCGGCAGCGGAUCUUCCAUCAUCAAGGGCUGUUGGGAUUCUAUUCACGUCAUUGAAGUUCAGGUAACUAUCGAAGUCGUUGGACUUCGAUUUUGUUCUAAUAUGGAUAUAUGUACCAGUCAUCCGUCGUUCGACCGUUAA
This is a messenger RNA of Soboliphyme baturini, 549 nucleotides long. NCBI's taxonomy places the organism in Eukaryota, Metazoa, Nematoda, Enoplea, Dioctophymatida, Soboliphymatidae. The record is from the annotation of a GenBank genome assembly.